Messenger RNA from Penicillium mononematosum, 1341 nucleotides. RefSeq lists its product as uncharacterized. The transcript has 2 exons. NCBI's taxonomy places the organism in Eukaryota, Fungi, Ascomycota, Eurotiomycetes, Eurotiales, Aspergillaceae. The coding region runs from base 1 to 1341 and encodes 446 amino acids. The record is from RefSeq and is a predicted model, not a curated record.
AUGCCCAAAAAGAUAGCCCACAAGAGAAAGAGCUCAUCCAAGAAGUCAACACUUUACGAGAAAAAAAAGCUCAAGCUUAUUGCAAGCGCCGUCAACCACAUCACCGCCGAGUCGCCUAACCACGAGCUACUGUAUCUGUACUAUCGGGUUGAGGUCGGUACCUAUCUCUUACCAGCUUCGAACUUCAUCGGCAACGAAAGACCCUCCGAAGCCGAGUUUAUGGUCAAGAUCGCCAGGCAAUCAGCAGAUAAAUCCAAAAAUCCGUUCCUCGUUGCCAGAUGUGAGUUCUGGAUGGGUCGAGUUGAGUUCCUGCGUGGAAACAUGCACAAAGCUCAUGAGCACUUCGUGAAAGCGAAUCUUUGCGCCAUGGAUCCGAGCGAGGGCGUCGAAUGCCAGGACCUGAGCUUUUAUCUGGAUGUCACCAGGCAUGGGAUUAGUGAGCAUACUCGGGCUGCAAGACUACGUGCUCAUGAGGACGCUAUUCUGGCACACGCGAAAUUCGACAAGACUGCGAACAAUUCUGUGUCGACCGAAGUCAAACGCAAGCGACCAUUGAGGACUUGGAAGGGGGCUCUUGUCAAACUACAACUACCAGUGAUCAAACAACGCCCGCUUACUAAAGUCAUCAAGGCCCAGUGUAGGGUGCCAAUUCAGCAAAAAGUGGACAAGAACCACCUGGAGCAAGGGAUAGAGAAUCAGAAAAGCUCCAACAAUCAGGUACUUGGAAAGGUCCUGGCAGAAGAGCUUGGGUACGAGUCUUGGGGCAAUUCUGGGGAUGACACCGACGAUACCGAUACCGAUACUGACACUGAGAAUGAAUCGGACGAUGACUCCAGUGGAGGCCCUACAGACGGUACAGGUGCCAUCAAGGAUGAGAACACCAAAAAUGAGAACGCAACAAACCCCCCAGGCGCCCCUAGUAAAACCCAGCAAUCGAAGCCAUCUACUGACACGACCACAGCUCCAGCAAAACUCCCGACUGAGCAAUCUGCCUACAGAAUGCAGCUGGUAGCGGCGCGAGCCCGGUACAGACAAGAAUGUUUCCAGAUGGGCCUGACAACACGACUCAAUCCAGAACCCUACGAGCGCCCGAAGGAGCCAUUUGUGUUUGGAGUCCCCCAUGAACCGACAAAACAGACUCAAUUCCGGGCUGGAUUUUUCAAGAUUGGCCUGGAGAAACGCAGCCGCCCCAUGACCAUUUUCCCGAAACAGGCUGGCGAGAUCACUAUUUCUCCUGAGGAAUGGAAAUCUAUUGAACAGGAUGCUCGUCAGAAGAUUGUCACUUAUGAUUACUUGCGACGAGAAAGAUAUGAGUUGCUCAAGGUUGCUGAGGAGAUGUAA